Messenger RNA from Trichoderma breve, 1092 nucleotides. RefSeq lists its product as uncharacterized. The transcript has 5 exons. Bases 1 to 1092 code for a protein of 363 amino acids. NCBI's taxonomy places the organism in Eukaryota, Fungi, Ascomycota, Sordariomycetes, Hypocreales, Hypocreaceae. The record is from RefSeq and is a predicted model, not a curated record.
AUGUCUACUACAUACAAGAUCUUUUUCACCAACUACUCCGGGUUCAACAACAACUUUGCCUUCUUCAGUGCCACUCCCAUCGUUACCAACAACGGCGGCAGUCCUGUCUACGGCAACAUCAUCGCAAGCCAGUAUGUCCCGGCUGAUAGUGGCGAUACCACCUUCGAAAUCGACGUAACUCAAACCUACUAUGUUUGGACAAGCAUCUCGCCUGUUGCUACCAAGGAUCUACCGGGCUCGAAUGUUGUCACAAAGAUCAGCAACUCGAAGCUCGCAACGCUGGGAAAAUCUGGCUCGCCAGGAAGCACCUUCAAGCUGGUGAACAGUGGCGGCAACCCUACCUUCGAUGGCAAUGCGACCACGUACCAAGCUCCCGACGGAACAUACCAAAUUGCUUCUGACCCCGGUGCUUUCCUACCGGACCAGAAUUUUAUUUGCGGUCUAGGUUCUGUCGAUAGCAAUGGUCAAAGAAUCCCCGUUGCGACGUUCGCUGCGCAACCUAACACGGUUGCAACCAUCGCGCCCGUAGUCAAGUUCUACAUUGCUCAGUACGGAUCUCAGCAGGGUACUGUGAUCAACGUGUCCAUCUUGUCUAACAAGGCCGCCGAAAUCGACUUCACCGGCAAGGGAGUCCAUGCGGCGUUUGUCAAGCAGCUGUCUGGAGGCGGCUGGGAGGUCAAGUACGGCACUGCCGCGGCAAUGCUCGAGGCAUCCCAAGCCUUCACCGCUAAGCAAAAGAGGUCGCUGCUGAAUGCUCGACAGCAAGACAUUGCCAAACUCAUGGGACUUCUGCAGGCGAACUUGGAGUCCAAUGACGUUGACGAUCGUUACUUGUGCUCGUUCAAGUGGGCUAACGGAACUUCAACUGAAGAUAAGGGCGCUGCAGUCACCGGUUUGGUAGCCGCAAUGACUGGGCACGGAUACCAUGUUCUCACCGAACCAUCGAGCCCCAACUAUGAUCCUGCCAACUUUGGCAUCUCGGCGGUCGGAUCUCCGACUACAAUUGCUAAUAACUGGACGCAGGCUGUCAAUGCACUGGGUGCUAUUGCUUCUGACCCCAAGACCAUCAAUGCCAACCUUGUCGACCAGUAA